Messenger RNA from Neltuma alba, 1943 nucleotides. Its product is annotated as silicon efflux transporter LSI2-like. Gene Ontology annotation, biological process: transmembrane transport. The transcript is spliced from 3 exons. Gene Ontology annotation, cellular component: membrane. NCBI's taxonomy places the organism in Eukaryota, Viridiplantae, Streptophyta, Magnoliopsida, Fabales, Fabaceae. The record is from RefSeq and is a predicted model, not a curated record. The coding region runs from base 144 to 1751 and encodes 535 amino acids.
GAAAUGCAUGCUAACUUUGCAAUACUGGCUUUUUAUGUUCUGGGAAUCGAAUUUCAUUCUCCCACACUGAAUUUCAAUUAACAUGCUUGAAUUUGAUCUUUUGAGAAGUUGAAAUUUAGUUUUCGGCUUGUUUGGCUUCAAUAAUGGCACUAGCUCCUCUUCCAAAAGUGAUUCUAGGUUCAUUUGCCUUUGCAAUCUUCUGGGUGUUGGCAGUUUUCCCUGCUGUGCCUUUCCUUCCCAUUGGGAGAACUGCAGGGUCCCUUUUAGGUGCCAUGCUUAUGGUCAUCUUCCAAGUUCUAUCUCCAAAUCAAGCUUAUGCUGCCAUUGAUCUAGAAAUUCUGGGUCUUCUUUUUGGGACAAUGGUCGUGAGUGUAUAUCUUGAGAGAGCAGACAUGUUCAAGUACUUGGGGAAGUUACUGUCUUGGAAAAGUAAAGGGGCAAAGGACUUGCUUUGUCGAAUCUGUCUGAUUUCUGCUAUCUCAAGUGCUCUCUUCACUAAUGACACUUCUUGUGUUGUUUUGACUGAAUUUGUAUUGAAAGUUGCAAGGCAGCAUAAUUUGCCUCCCCAUCCAUUGCUCCUUGCUCUUGCUUCAAGUGCUAAUAUUGGCUCCUCCGCAACACCAAUAGGCAACCCCCAAAAUCUGGUAAUAGCCGUUCAGAGUGGCAUAUCAUUUGGUCAAUUCUUGAUUGGGAUUCUUCUUGCUAUGCUUGCGGGGAUUGUUGUGAAUGCCUUGAUUCUUCUGUCCAUGUAUUGGAAGUUAUUGUCUACUCAUAAGGAUGAAGAAGAUGCUGCCGUAGAAGCUGUAGCAGAAGAGGAGGUCAAUUGUCAUAGGUUUUCUCCGGCCACAAUGUCUCACUUGUCAUCCCACAAUUCUCGAGAAUCGAACAAUUUAGAAUCUGUCAGCAGUAUUCAAAACUCUCCGCAGGUUCAGAGUCUGAGAAACCGUGGAAACUCAGGUGAAGUUCAUUUGGCAUCCAACAACUCAGUGGAUUCUGCAAGAAACUCAAACGCAUUAAAGGAUGAGAUAAAUGGCAUGACUUCCCACACAAGGGAUGAGAACAGCCAUUCAGAGGAAUUCGCAGUUGCAGAUAGACCAAGUGAUACAAACUUCUUCGAAGGAAAUGACCUUUUCAACCCACAAUGGAAACGCAUAAUCUGGAAAGCUUGUGUUUGCACGAUCACAUUAGGAAUGCUAGUUGCUUUGCUAGUGGGAAUGAAUAUGUCAUGGACUGCAAUUACGGCUGCGCUGGCUUUGGUGGUUCUUGAUUUCAAAGACGGUAGGCCAUGCUUGGAGAAGGUUUCAUAUUCACUUCUGGUAUUCUUCUGUGGAAUGUUUAUAACGGUAGAUGGCUUCAAUAAAACUGGAAUUCCAAGUGCUUUUUGGGACUUGAUGGAGCCCUAUUCUAAAGUAGAUAGUGCCAGUGGAAUAGCAGUGCUCGCCAUAGUCAUCCUUGUCCUGUCAAAUUUGGCUUCAAAUGUACCAACAGUUCUGUUGCUGGGGGCGAGGAUUGCAGCCUCGGCUGCUGCAAUCUCAAGUGAAAAAGAGAAGAAGGCAUGGCUCAUCUUAGCAUGGGUGAGCACAGUCGCAGGAAAUCUGUCCCUCUUGGGAUCAGCAGCGAACUUGAUAGUGUGUGAGCAAGCUCGCAGAGUACCUGACCUUGCUUAUAAUCUGACCUUCUGGAACCAUCUCAAGUUUGGACUCCCUUCUACUCUCGUGGUCACCGCCAUCGGUUUGAUCCUUAUCAGAUGAUGCAUGUAUCAUACACGCACCUUCUUUUUUUUUUUUUGGGGAAAAAAGUUAGUUUACACAUUUAUCUGGGAUUUGGUGUUAUUGAAUUAGAUUCAAUAUUAUCGGGUUCUGAAUGAGGGUAACUCUUUUAAGUGGUUUUUUAAUUAUGGACAAGCUUUUAACCAUAAUCCACCUCGUUUGAAAGAAAUUAAA